Molecule: messenger RNA, 4574 nt
Organism: Microplitis demolitor
Lineage: Eukaryota; Metazoa; Arthropoda; Insecta; Hymenoptera; Braconidae
Gene: dlp
Product: glypican-6
Exons: 8
Coding region: 344-2230 (628 amino acids)
Biological process (GO): cell migration; regulation of signal transduction; regulation of protein localization to membrane
Cellular component (GO): synapse; extracellular region; cell surface
Source: RefSeq, a predicted model, not a curated record
GUACCACCUCAGCGUGAGGGUGUAAAAUUUUUUCGCCGGGACUUUAUCCGCAUGUUCCGGUGUUUAGAUUUACAAUUCCAUUAUUAUUGUUAUUAUUUAAAAACGUUUUUUAACCGUUCAGUUAAUUUAAUCCCGUACGAAUGCCGUAAUAAACCGUGUGUGGGUCUUAAUAUCCCUAUUUAAAAUAGCCCGCGUGGCUCUGUGUUUAUUUAAACGGUCAUUGAACCGUCUGUGGUGUUUUUUGUUUAAUAUUUAAUAAUACAUAUAUAUCUAUAUAAAUACAUACAUAUUUACACGUAAUACUUGAUUAAUAAUAGCUACAUAAAAUAUAUAAAUAUACACAAUGAGUGAUUUAAAAUAUCUGUGCGUGCUGUUGGCACUUUGUUGGAUUGGAGUUACCGGCGCCCGGCUUAAUUGUGAAGUUGUCAGGCCAAUUUUUGAAUCACACGGGUUCCCAUCUUCUGAUAUUCCCAAGGAUCCUAUAUCAUCACGAGAAUUAAAAUCAUGCGGUGGAAUAAGCAGCGGUGGAGAAGUUUGCUGUACAGCAGAUAUGGAAUUAAGGUUACAAGCAAAAGCUCGUGACAGACACGAAAAAGCUACGAAAUCAACCCUUCAGCGUCUGCAACAACUUCUCGCCACUAGGGGCGCAAGAUUUCAUGGGUUUUUCAAAGACUUAUUGGCAACUUCUAAAAAGGGAUUUCAUGAAAUGUUCAAAAAAACUUAUGGAAUUUUGUAUGAACAGAACGCUUAUGUAUUCACGGACUUAUUCGACGAAUUGGAAAAUUACUAUACCACAGGAACAGUGAAUUUAGACGAAGCGAUGGAUAAUUUUUUCAAUACCUUGUAUCAAAAAAUGUUCACUGUACUAAACAGCCAGUACAAUUUCGACGCAAAGUAUCUUGAAUGCGUGGGCAAUCACAUGAAAGACAUGCGGCCAUUCGGUGACGUGCCUCAGAAAUUGGGUGUGCAGAUAAAGAGGUCAUUCAUUGCGACGAGGGCUUUCAGCCAGGCUCUGACGGUCGCCGCGGAUGUACUGAAGAACAUGCAGACGUUGAAAGUCUCGCCUGAGUGCGCAGCAGCAUUGACCAGGAUGACGGCCUGUCCAUCUUGCAGCGGCAUACCCGGUAAUGUACUUGCCUGCGGUGACAUGUGCGCUAAUGUCAUGAAGGGUUGCCUCACACAACACGCAGCACUUGAUGGUGAAUGGAAUCACUUUGUCGAGGCGGUAGGAAAAGUGGGCGAGCGACUGCUCGGGCCAUUUAACAUCGAGAUGCUGGUCCGUCCGAUAAAUCUAAAGAUAUCCGAAGCGAUAAUGAAUUUCCAGGAGAACAGUCACGACGUAUCCCAGCGUGUGUUCAGUGGAUGCGGACGUCCCGUAUUGGGCAGACGAAAACGCCGUCGUCGAAGUCCUUCUGCGGCGGCAGCUGCUCGUGACGUAGAUUUUGACUCGGGAAACUUUGAUCAGGAGUCUGGGGAAGACGGUCGCUCGGCAACUGCGGUGAUGCUCGAUAAACUUGUUAAAGAGAUACGUCAGCGUGUGAGAGAUUCGAGGCAAUUUUGGAUCUACUUGCCUUACCAGCUAUGUAAUGACGGGCUCGUUGUACCUCCGAGUAAUACAAAGGAGUGCUGGAACGGCACACAUGUUGACAAAUAUUUAUACCCGGUAUCGUCUGAUGGCGAGACUCAGACACUGAACCCAGAAGUGCGCGGGGCUGGACCCAGAGCUGCGAUUGUACGAGAUCAAAUAUUUGCUCUCACAACAAUCACCAGUCGACUCAGAUCCGCGUUCAAUGGCCAAGAUGUUGAUUGGAUAGACGCAGAAGAAAUACCCGAAGGAUCUGGCAGUGGUUCCGGAGACGGUGCUGACGAGGACCCAAUAACCGACGACGAGGAUGGAUUCAGCGAAGAAUCCUCCGGAUACGAGCCCAAGUCCGCGGAACCCGUACCGCCGAAAGCUGCGGCACCCGUGCCAGCAGCGGUCCCACCCCAGGUCGACAUUAAACCCAAGGUGCCGAGCGUCGACGUAAACAACGUCGACCCUCACCCCGACUCCGGGAGUGUCGGCACCAUCGACAGUAGUCACAACUCGACGACAACCGCGACAGACAGCGGCGGAAGCAGCAGCGGAGCCGCGAAUCGCCAGCGAAUGUCACUUACUCGCGCGCUCACGUCUUAUCUCUUCCCCAUCGCCGUCAUGUGGUUCGGCGGCUGUCUCACCGAGUGGCUGUGAUCUUUCAUUACUGAUCAAGUGGAAAUUGUAAAUAAUUAAUUAAUCAUUUAAUAUUUAACUAAUGAAAUAAUAAAUCCUUACCUACCUUCCUACCUAAUUAAUUAAUUAAUUAAAAAAUUAAUGUUGUUAAUCGAGCAGAUAAAUUUAUUUAUCAAGAUCUUUUAAAAGUGACCAAUGUGCCAUUUUUUAUAUUUUAUUUUUAUCUCGUGUCAGUGCCAGAUUUAAUCCAAUCAAUGGCCGUUUUUUUAUUUUAUUAAUUAAUUAAUUAAUUGAUUAAUUAAUGAGUGACUUUGAGUUAAAACUUCAGGACGAAAAAAAAAAAUAUAAUAAAUAUAAAAGACUCUUAUUGUAUACGAGAGUGAGUUAAACAGGACUGAAAAAUUAAUUUAUUCGAUUAACUAAUUAAUUAAUUUGUUUAAAUAUUAUUUUUAAUUACUCGAUAACGAGUAUAAAUAAUAAUUAUAAUUAUUGAUAUUUUAAAUUUAUUAAAAUUUCUCUACUCUCUUUUGUAAAGUGUAAAUAAAAAAAAGUAGCCAAGCAACUUUUAGAAUAAAAAAAAUUUAAUUUUUAAAAAUAUAAUUGAUAAUUUUUUUUGAAUUUUUAUUUAGGAUAAAGUUGCUUGCGGUUUAGAUUUAGGUUUAGGUUUCGGUAUCAGGUGAUAAGAUGUAUAAAAAAAAAUAAAAAUUUAUAAAAUAAAUAAUAAAUCAAAGAGUGGAGAUAAAAGAAAUUGAAAAUACAAAAAUAAAAAAUAAUAAUAAUAAUAACGGGAUCCUGUGAUAAAAUCAAAUAAACCCGCGCGUAAAGUCUCGGACUGAUCGAGGCGGACAAAAUAAUAAAUAAAUAUAAUGAUAUGUAAGAAGUAACGUAAGAAGUAAUAGACGAUUUUGAAAAUCUAGUGAAAUAUUCAGAUAACUUAUGAAUGGUAAAUUAAUUAAUUGAUUGAUUUAUUGAUUAUUAUAAAUAAUAAUUAUUUGUAAUUGUAUUAUAUUAUUAUAUACAUAGAUUUAUAUAUGAAAUUAAUAUAACAAAUUUAUUGACGAGAGUUUUAUCCCAAGGAAUAUUAUUAGGGAAUUAUUUUUAAGGUGCAAUCGUGCAUUAUUUAUACGACUAUUUUUUUUUUACAUUUUUUACUAUUUUUUAUGCUCAUUGUUUUUGUGUUGCUUGUGAAUUAUGGGCGUGUGCGAAUUAUUUUAAAUAUGGGGCUUUUUUUAAUGGACAGGAUUUUUUAUUUUAAAAAUUUGAAUUUUUUUUUUCUUUUUCGAUGCGAUUUUUUUAAAAAUAAUUAUAAGUAAAAAAAAAAAUAUAAUUUUGACAGAAUAAUUAAAAUUUAUUUUAUUUAAAAAAAAAAAAAUUUUCUUUGAUAAACAGGAUUUUUGCUUUGAAAAAUUUGAAUUUUUUUUUAUUCUGUUUUUUGAUGCGAUUUUUUUAAAAAUAAUUUGAAGUAAAAGGAAAACUAAUUUUGACAGAAUAAUUAAAAUUUUCAAGUAUAAAAAAUUAGUAGUAGAAAAGUUUGAAUAAAAAUUUGGAGUUUAAUUUUUGUGAAAAAAAAAUUUAUAGAAAUCUGAGUAAAUUUAUUUUGUAAAUUGAAUUGAAAAAAAAAUUGAGACUAAUUUUGGGUAUCGUAUGAAAUUCUAUGAAUUUUCAAAACUAAUUACUAAUUGCUAAUUACAUUAAAUUUUGAAUCAAGUUAAAAAUAUUGAAAAAAUUUAAAAAAAAUUUGUGAAUAAAUUUGUGAAAAAAAAUAAUUAAUAAAAAAGUAAGAUGCAGUGUAAUGAAAAAAAUAAAAAAAUUCGUACAUGCUCAAUAAUUGAUUUAAAAAUAACCAGAAUUAUCCUACGAAUCUUAACAAUUUAAAUUAAAAGGUAACAGGGUUCUUCGGAGAAGAAAAUAAAAGUUGAUAAAAAAAAAAUUAUUGGAUCAUGUAAUAAACAAUUGUACUAAAUUAUAAUUAUUUAAACUAAAUAUAAAUAUUAAUAAUAAUGUAUUUAAAUGUGAGUUUUAAUUUACGACGAAGUUCGACUGCGGCAAGUCAUUGGCGUUUUAAUAAUAAAGCAACAAAUAGAUAAAAUAAUCAAGUUGAUAAACAAUAAUAAUAAUGAUAAUAAUUUUCAUUAUUUCUAUUUAAUAAAAAAACUUGAGUUAAUAGAAGGAGACAUUUUUUUACUCUGUACAUUACGAUAAAUUUUUCUAUUGUAUUUAAUUCUCCAUUCCAACUGAUUGACUUUAAAAUAUAAUUAUAUAUAUUAUAUAUACCAGUGCUAUUGAUUUAGAUAAAUGAAAACUAAUUAUAAUAAUGAUGAUAAUUAAUUAAUAAAUAAAAAUGUGGAUGACAAGUUUAUUUAUA